UUUAUUCUUAUUUUAUUUGUUUUCUUCCGGUCCUAAAACUUGAGCCGCGGCCCCCGAGUUAGGUGACCUCUCAGCCUCGCUUCUCUUUUGGAGAGAGACCUGGCAAGAGAACGAGUAAAAAUCCGAGAUUGUCAAUUUCUCUGACAUUAUUUUCUCUCUCAGUUCUCUGCCAGAAUCUAGGGUUUCUCUUCAGCACGUCCCGUUAUCGUCUACUGAGGAAAAAUGAGCUCCCUUGUACAGGGCUUUACCAAGUCACUUGCCAUGACCGUGCUAUCCGAGAUUGGCGACAAGACUUUUUUUGCUGCAGCGAUCUUGGCCAUGCGUCAUCCAAGGAGACUUGUGUUAUCUGGUUGCCUGGGAGCUCUAAUUGUGAUGACUAUUCUUUCCGCCCUUGUUGGUUGGGCUGCUCCAAAUUUGAUCUCUCGUAAAUGGACCCAUCACAUAACAACAUUGUUGUUCUUUAGUUUUGGGCUAUGGUCUUUAUGGGAUGCAUUCAGAGAUGGAGGGGAGGCUGAAGAAUUGGCUGAAGUUGAAGCAAAAUUGGAUGCUGAUUGGAAGGCUAAUGGAGGAACAGCAAAACAGAGUAAUAAGGAUGAUGAUGACUUGAAAAAGCAGAAACGGCAGUUUUUCUCACAGUUUUUCUCGCCAAUCUUUUUGAAGGCAUUUUCUAUUACCUUUUUUGGUGAAUGGGGUGACAAGAGCCAGCUUGCGACCAUCGGUUUGGCUGCUGAUGAGAAUCCAUUUGGUGUAGUUAUUGGUGGUGUUGUAGCACAAGCAUUGUGCACAACUGCUGCUGUCCUUGGAGGAAAGAGCUUGGCAUCUCGGAUAUCUGAAAAAAUAGUUGCACUGUCAGGUGGAAUACUUUUCAUUGUUUUUGGGAUCCAAUCUUUCCUUUCAACAGUUGACUCGUGAUGAUCAAAUUAUUGCUUAUGCUUGCUUCAGGGUUCGGAAGCUGGUUGGCAACCUAAUUAUUUUGACAUCCAAAGUUAUAAAUUUUUCGCCAAGUUAGGCGUUCUAAUGAUUAUUUCAGGAGCAAAGACCCUAUCAGAGACAAACAACACGAGAAGAGCUAAGAUAUGCUUCACAUGAUGAAGGCUCUUUCAUAUCAGUUGUCUUUGAUAACUAUAAACUACCUCUUGCUUAUACUAUUUAAAAAAUUUCAUAGGCAUCCAAUUUUCUGGAACUUUCAACUCAAACGUAGUCUAUUACCUUUCGUUACCACUUGCAAUUUCUGCAGAUGAAAACUGGAAGUUCAACUGGGACAAAAAAGAAAAAAAAAAAAAAAGAAGAGAUGUGUAUAAGCAUGAUUAUUCAUGAAGCUCAAAUUACAGGGCUGGAAAUAGUUUCUACCCGGAUGAUGUUUCAUUAUCAUUCUUACAAUUAUUUUAUUUCAAAAAGUUAUCAUUCUUACA
Messenger RNA from Carica papaya (papaya), 1412 nucleotides. RefSeq names its product GDT1-like protein 4. The record is from RefSeq and is a predicted model, not a curated record. Gene Ontology annotation, molecular function: manganese ion transmembrane transporter activity; calcium ion transmembrane transporter activity. Gene Ontology annotation, cellular component: Golgi apparatus. NCBI's taxonomy places the organism in Eukaryota, Viridiplantae, Streptophyta, Magnoliopsida, Brassicales, Caricaceae. Gene Ontology annotation, biological process: Golgi calcium ion transport; calcium ion transmembrane transport; Golgi calcium ion homeostasis.